GCAAUGGCACAGAGAAAACUAGGAAACUGCCCAGCAGCGAAAGAGUGUCAGAAAGACGAGCCCUUACACCCGCGCGACUUUAAAUCCGGCGUCACACGCUGUCCGCGGACGGCGCAUGCGCAGCCCCGAAACUGCGCGUCCGGAGCGCGGCGCAGGGGCCGCUGGGAAGAUGGCGGGCGUGGGCCUGUCGGCUGGGCGCUCGUGUGUCUUCUGUGGCCGGGCCGCUGCCUCUCUCGGCCCCCACCAUGGCCUCGGCGCGUUCCUAGCACGGAAGCCCCAGCGGGUGCCCUGGCGGCUCCCAGUUUGCAGACAAAAGGCAUCAUUCUCUUUCCUUAGUCGACCAGAACUUCCCAAACUGGCUUAUAAGCGGCUUAAAGGCAAAAGUCCAGGAAUUAUCUUCAUCCCUGGCUACAUCUCUAACAUGAAUGGUACAAAAGCAUUGGCGAUUGAGGAGUUUUGCAAAUCUCUAGGGCAUGCCUAUAUAAGAUUUGAUUACUCAGGAGUUGGAAACUCAGAGGGUAACUUAGAAGAGUGCACAGUGGGGAAAUGGAGAAAAGAUAUUCUUUCUAUAAUUGAUGAUAUAGCAGAAGGACCACAGAUACUGGUUGGAUCUAGCCUUGGUGGGUGGCUUAUGCUUCAUGCUGCAAUUGCGCGACCAGAAAAGGUCAUGGCUCUUGUUGGUAUAGCUACAGCUGCAGAUGCGCUGGUAACACAGUUUAAUCAGCUUCCUGUUGAGGUAAAAAAAGAAGUAGAGAUAAAAGGCACGUGGUCUCUGCCAUCCAAAUACCACGCAGACGGGUUCUACCGUGUUCAGUACAGUUUCAUCAAGGAAGCCGAGCACCACUGCUUGUUGCACAGCCCCAUUCCUGUGCGCUGCCCCGUCCGCCUGCUGCACGGCCUGAAGGAUGACAUUGUACCGUGGCAAACGUCCAUGCAGGUGGCUGACCGCGUACUCAGCACGGAUGUGGAUGUCAUCCUGCGAAAAGAGAGCGAUCACCGAAUGAAGGAAAAGGCUGACAUACAGCUGCUUACUUACACUAUUGAUGACUUGAUUGACAAGCUUUCAACUAUAGUUAACUAGAAUCAUAUUUAUAAUUGGUAUGUAAACUGAUAUAUCCAGAAGAUUGAAAGAGUAAUAGCAAAUCAAAGAUCCUGGCACUUUAGAUUUUUUCCUCUUACCUCUGUAAAUAUCAAAUAAGUAUUUAUUCAAUGAUGUUUUGUUACAAAUAACAUGAACUGUGGCAAAAGUACUGGCUGUUGUUUAGACAGUUCUCUCCUUCCUACAAUCUUUGAAUUUUUUUCCACUAAAAUAAUUCCUAUUUUUUUUAUCAAAGAGAUGUUUACAUUUCUUAUGAGUAUGUUAGCUGGGCCACUUCUUAUGUUCCUAUCUACUUAGAAUUAUUAAUAAAGCUUAAAUACUUUA
Molecule: messenger RNA, 1423 nt
Organism: Octodon degus (degu)
Lineage: Eukaryota; Metazoa; Chordata; Mammalia; Rodentia; Octodontidae
Gene: Abhd10
Product: abhydrolase domain containing 10
Exons: 5
Coding region: 116-1081 (321 amino acids)
Biological process (GO): protein depalmitoylation
Cellular component (GO): mitochondrion
Molecular function (GO): hydrolase activity, hydrolyzing O-glycosyl compounds; palmitoyl-(protein) hydrolase activity
Source: RefSeq, a predicted model, not a curated record